AUGGCUCCCGGCCUGAGCAGAGACGUCAUGCACUACUGCCUCCCGGCCUCCCCGGUCUCCGCCGCCGCCUCUCUCUCCGCUGCAUUCUCCGGCGACGGCGGCGGCGAGGACCGCAUCAGCGCCCUCCCCGACGGCCUCCUACGCAACGUCGUCUCCCGCCUCCCCGUCAAGGACGGCGCCCGCACCGACGCGCUCUCCCGGCGCUGGCGCGGCCUCUGGCGCGCCACCCCGCUCGUCCUCGACGACGCCCACCUCCUCACGGACGGGCCCGGCGCCGACUGGCGCGCCCCCGCCGCCGCGGUGGUGUCCCGCGUCCUCGCCUCCCACCCGGGCCCCUUCCGCUGGGCACACCUCCUCAGCAACUUCAUCGACGAAACCAACCAGGACGCGCUCGCCGGGUGGCUCCGCCUCCUCGCCGACAAGGGCGUGGAGAACCUCAUCCUUGUCAACCGUCCCUGGUUCGACAAGGUGCCCGUACAGCUCCCGCAGUCCCUCCUCUGCUGCGGCGCAUCACUCCGCCGCCUUUACCUCGGUGUCUGGCUCUUCCCCUUCACCAGCAACGGCCCCCCACGCAGCCCUGACGUCUUCCCUCACCUCCGGGAGCUCGGCAUCUGCCAAGGCAUCAUGCAGGAUCACGACCUGGAUUACAUGCUCGCUUGCAGCCCCAAGCUUGAGAUCUUCGCGCUCAUCUCCAAUUACUGCUUGCCCGAUCGCGUCCGCAUCGGCAGCCACACUCUCCGGUGCGUGCUGCUCUGGCAUUCCUUGGUGGACGAGGUCGCCAUCAUUGCCGCUCCGCAGAUGCAGCGGCUCAUCCUUUACUGCACGCACGCCCCUGAGCCUGGAAUGACCAUCAAGGUCAAGAUAGGCUAUGCUCCUCAGCUCACAGUACUCGGUUACUUGGACACGGCCAAACAUGUGCUUGAGAUUGGCAACACCAUCAUCAAGGCUAGGGUGACAAAAGUUAGCCCAAAUACAGAGGUUCCAAGCAUCAAAGUGUUAGCUGUGAAGGUGCGUUUCAGAGUCCCCGGGGAAGUGAGAACAUUGCUGAGUUUCUUGAGAUGCUUCCCUGAAGUAGAGACCUUACACAUUAUGGCUUCUGAUAAUGACACUGACUACUACGACGACCCUGGUGAAGUCAAGGCCAGGGACAAGCUCAAUUCCACCUUCUGGGAAAGGGUCGGUCCGAUCAAAUGUGUGCAGUCACGUGUCAAGAAGUUGGUGUUUGAUCAGUUUAGUGGGGGUCCAAACCAGGUUGAGUUCCUGAAGCUGGUUCUUGCGAGAGCGGUGUUGCUGCAGAACGUGAUAGUUUUGCUGGCCGGUCCAGAAUCUAUGAUGAUGAAUGAGGUCACGGGCAAACUGCAGCCGUUGGCUUCCAAGAGAAUGUGGGCCAAUAAGUCCUUGCGCAAACAUUCCUUGGAGGUCCGUGGGCGUGCAGCGGGUCAUAUUUGGAGUUACAGCGACGCGUCUGAUCUUUCUAUUAGCGACCCAUUUAUUUCUUAAGGGACUAAUAGAGCCUAUUUCCUUGUUAAGGCAGUGAUGGAGCAUUCAUUAGCUCUAGAGUUUUAUCGUUUGAAUGUCUCACUUCUUUGUGAAGGGAACUGAUGCAGCGUUAGUUAGCAACUUUUUUUGGGGUGUUGGAGAUUUUGGGUUUAACAACAGAAUAUUGUGCAAAAGACUUCUGAUGACUUCAGUGUGUAGUUACCUGCUUUUCUGUGGUUUUGAUUUGCUCGUGGUGUUAUCUGAAUGAUUACUAUUAUUUCUGUAUUAGAUGUUAUAUUCAUGGCAUGUACAGAUGUUGGUAUC
Molecule: messenger RNA, 1803 nt
Organism: Lolium rigidum
Lineage: Eukaryota; Viridiplantae; Streptophyta; Magnoliopsida; Poales; Poaceae
Product: F-box/LRR-repeat protein At3g26922-like
Exons: 3
Coding region: 1-1500 (499 amino acids)
Molecular function (GO): protein binding
Source: RefSeq, a predicted model, not a curated record